Hippopotamus amphibius kiboko is the source of this 3072-nucleotide messenger RNA. RefSeq names its product protein kinase N1 (gene PKN1). Lineage: Eukaryota; Metazoa; Chordata; Mammalia; Artiodactyla; Hippopotamidae. Gene Ontology annotation, biological process: protein phosphorylation; signal transduction. The transcript is spliced from 22 exons. Bases 170 to 3001 code for a protein of 943 amino acids. Gene Ontology annotation, molecular function: protein serine/threonine kinase activity; small GTPase binding; ATP binding. The record is from RefSeq and is a predicted model, not a curated record.
CCAGGCUAGGCCAGGCUGGGCCGGAGCGGAGCAGGCCGGAACGGGCCGUGCGCCGCGGGGGGGGGGGUCGCGCCGUGCCCGCCCCCUCCCCGCCCCGCGCGGAGCGCACGCGCGGUCCUCUCACUGCCCCUCCCUUCGCGCUGGGACCCCUGGCGGGCGGCGCGUGGACAUGGCCAGCGACGCUUUGCAGAGCGAGCCGCGCAGCUGGUCCCUGCUGGAGCAGCUGGGCCUGGCGGGCGCUGACCUGGCGGCCCCCGGGGUGCAGCAGCAGCUGGAGCUGGAGCGGGAGCGGCUGCGGCGGGAGAUCCGCAAGGAGCUGAAGCUGAAGGAGGGCGCCGAGAACCUGCGGCGGGCCACCACCGACCUGGGCCGCAACCUGGGCCCCGUGGAGCUGGUGCUGCGCGGCUCCUCACGCAGGCUCGACCUGCUGCACCAGCAGCUACAGGAGCUGCACGCCCACGUGGUGCUGCCCGACCCCGCGGCUGGUGCACAUGAUGCCCCCCAGUCCCCCGGUGCGGGCGGCCCAGCCUGCUCAGCCACCAACCUGAGCCGUGUGGCCGGCCUGGAGAAGCAGCUGGCCAUCGAGCUGAAGGUGAAGCAGGGGGCAGAAAACAUGAUCCAGACGUACAGCAACGGCAGCACCAAGGACCGGAAGCUGCUGCUGACGGCCCAGCAGAUGCUGCAGGACAGUAAGACCAAGAUUGACAUCAUCCGCAUGCAGCUGCACCGGGCACUGCAGGCCUGCCAGCUGGAGAGCCAGGUGGCCCCGGACGAGGCCCAAGGGGGUCCGGACCUGGGGUCCGUGGAGCUGCGCAUUGAGGAGCUGCGGCACCACUUCCGAGUCGAGCACGCGGUGGCGGAGGGCGCCAAGAACGUGCUGCGCCUGCUCAGUGCUGCCAAGGCCCCAGACCGCAAGGCUGUCAGCGAGGCCCAGGAGAAGCUGACCGAGUCCAACCAGAAGCUGGGGCUGCUUCGGGAGGCGCUGGAGCGGCGGCUCGGGGAGCUGCCCGCUGACCACCCGAAGGGGCGGCUGCUGCGCGAGGAGCUCGCGGCGGCCUCGUCCGCAGCCUUCAGUGCCCGCCUGGCCGGGCCCUUCCCCGCCACGCACUAUAGCACCCUGUGCAAGCCCGCACCGCUCACAGGGACCCUGGAGGUACGUGUGGUAGGCUGCAGAGACCUUCCAGAGACCAUCCCUUGGAACCCCUCACCUUCGGUGGGGGGGCCUGGGACCCCUGACAGCCGCACCCCCUUCCUGAGCCGCCCAGCCCGGGGCCUUUACAGCCGAAGUGGAAGCCUCAGUGGCCGGAGCAGCAUCAAAGCAGAAGCCGAGAACACCAGUGAAGUGAGCACUGUGCUCAAGCUGGAUAACACAGUGGUGGGGCAGACCUCCUGGAAGCCAUGUGGCCCCAACGCCUGGGACCAGAGCUUCACCCUGGAGCUGGAGAGGGCACGGGAACUGGAGUUGGCUGUGUUCUGGCGGGACCAGCGGGGCCUCUGUGCCCUCAAAUUCCUGAAGUUGGAGGAUUUCUUGGACAACGAGAGGCAUGAGGUGCAGCUGGACAUGGAACCUCAGGGCUGCCUGGUGGCUGAGGUCACCUUCCGCAACCCUGUCAUCGAGAGGAUACCCCGGCUCCGACGGCAGAAGAAGAUCUUCUCCAAGCAGCAGGGGAAGGCGUUUCAGCGCGCUAGGCAGAUGAACAUCGAUGUCGCCACCUGGGUGCGGCUGCUCCGCAGGCUCAUCCCCAACGCCACGGCCACAGUCACCUUCAGCCCUGGGGCUUCUCCAGGACCCGAGGCUCGGUCCACGGAAAUAUCUGUGGAGAAGCUGAACCUUGGGGUUGACCCGGACAGCUCACCCCAGAAGAGCCCUCUGGGUCCUCCUUCCAGCCCGUCCAGUCUGAGUUCUCCGAUCCAGGAAAGUAUCACCACUCCCGAACUGCCUUCAGAGACUCAGGAGACCCCAGGCCCCACCCUGAGCAGCCCUCUGAGGAAGUCACCGCUGACCCUCGAGGAUUUCAAGUUCCUGGCGGUGCUGGGCCGGGGUCACUUUGGGAAGGUGCUGCUCUCCGAAUUCCGGCCCAGCGGGGAGCUGUUUGCCAUCAAGGCUUUGAAGAAAGGGGACAUUGUGGCCCGAGACGAGGUGGAGAGCCUGAUGUGUGAGAAGCGGAUCUUGGCGGCUGUGACCAACGCGGGACACCCCUUUCUGGUGAACCUCUUUGGCUGUUUCCAGACACCAGAGCACGUGUGCUUCGUGAUGGAGUACUCGGCCGGUGGGGACCUGAUGCUGCACAUCCACAGUGAUGUGUUCUCGGAACCCCGUGCUGUCUUUUAUUCGGCCUGUGUGGUGCUGGGGCUGCAGUUUCUCCAUGAACACAAGAUUGUCUACAGGGACCUGAAGUUGGACAAUUUGCUCCUGGACACCGAGGGCUAUGUCAAGAUUGCAGACUUUGGCCUCUGCAAGGAGGGGAUGGGCUAUGGGGACCGGACCAGCACUUUCUGCGGGACCCCAGAGUUCCUGGCACCGGAGGUGCUGACGGACACAUCGUACACUCGGGCAGUGGACUGGUGGGGGCUGGGCGUGCUGCUGUAUGAGAUGCUGGUUGGUGAGUCCCCGUUCCCAGGGGACGACGAGGAGGAGGUAUUUGACAGCAUUGUCAACGAUGAGGUUCGCUACCCCCGCUUCCUGUCAGCUGAAGCCAUUGGUAUCAUGCGCAGGCUGCUGCGGAGGAAUCCAGAGCGGAGGUUGGGAUCCAGCGAGAGGGAUGCAGAGGAUGUGAAAAAACAGCCUUUCUUCAGGACACUGGGCUGGGAUGCUCUGCUGGCCCGACGCCUGCCACCGCCUUUCGUACCCACGCUGGCCGGCCGCACUGAUGUCAGCAACUUCGACGAGGAGUUCACAGGAGAGGCCCCCCGGCUGAGCCCACCCCGCGACGCACGGCCCCUCACGGCCACGGAGCAGGCAGCCUUCCGGGACUUCGACUUCGUGGCCGGGGUCCGCUAGCUCCCUCCCCCACCCCUGCCCCCACCGAGCUGUUAGUAGUUUUUAAAAAGGCCUUUGGGGUUUGCCCCAUC